AUGCGCAUUGCUCUCCUGUCAGACGGAAGACAUGAAUUCUCCUCCCUCUUCCGGCUCGUUCUCUUUCCAGCCUUCCAUGCCACGAUGGUAAGCGCUUCUCUGAUUCUUCUACAGGCCCAGCCUGUUGAAAUGAAAUAAACACGCGAAAAUACACCACUGGAUUGGUCGUUGAUGUGAAAAAAAAAAGUUAUAUGUAAUACAUUUUUCAGACGUAGUGUUUAAAAUGGGUUUCUAGCUGGGAAUGACGUCAAAAAUGGUUAGCUAGUUAGCCGCCUCAACAGGCACGCGCUUUAUGUGUGUGGCUGCUAGCUUACAGUGGGGUUCGUCUAUAGAAAUGAAUUGCUAUAAAUUGUCAACCAGGCGAUCAGCGCCAAACUGCAUAUUGGAGCAGAAUAAUAAUCGUUUUUUUGUCCACACAGCUGGUUGGAUAACUAGUAAACGUUAGAUCAACAGCAAGAAGAGGUUUUAACGUCGGUUAGUUAGAUAGUAGUUUAGCUAGGAAACUAGCUAAGUUAACGCAGUCAUGUUUCAAAGGCGCAAACAUUCUUGGUGUUUUCGUUAUCAGAAUAAUGCGGCACAGAUGAAUAGGGGAAAUCGAUUAUAUAAAUACAUCUGCGUUGAAUUUGUAUUAUCUGAUCUGUUCAGAAACGUUGUGGAUUGUGUGCCAGGUCACUAGACUAGUCUAGUAAGUUAGUCUUCUUGCUGGCUGUCACAUUGGUUUUAUAGUGUUAAAUCUAACUGAUAUCUUCUCCCCAGACUAAGAAGAGAAGGAACAACGGUCGUGCCAAGAAGGGCCGUGGACAUGUCCAGCCCAUCCGCUGCACCAACUGUGCCCGGUGUGUACCCAAGGACAAGGCCAUCAAGAAGUUUGUCAUCAGGAACAUUGUUGAGGCUGCUGCCGUGAGGGACAUCACAGAGGCCAGUGUGUUCGACGGUAAGUAGCUGCUGAAUGUCAUCAAACACACAUCAAAAAAUAUUGAAGGUAUCCAGUAUAAGGAUGGUGGAAUGUCAGUCUCUUCAGAUUCUGAAGUCAGGUUUUUUGGAGAUAUUUCUUCGUUCUUUUUUUUCUUUUUUUAUAUAUACAUCUGUCGCUUUGGGAAGAUUAUACUGGAUGAAAUGUGAAAGUAUCAUGAGCUCUUAUGCAUAAAAAGGCCUUUUUCCCCUGUACACGUUAUGGCUGGAUUGAAUGACUCGGUGACCUAGACUACAAUGGCUUAAUGGCAACUGUAGUAUCAAUAUUGUGGCCUAACUGUGAGGUGCUAUUGAUCUAACUCUGACUUUAUUGUCUCCCUUCCAGCCUACGUGCUUCCCAAGCUGUAUGUGAAGCUCCACUACUGUGUGAGCUGUGCCAUCCACAGCAAGGUGGUGAGGAAUCGCUCCACCGAGGCCAGGAAGGACCGCACACCACCACCCCGCUUCAGGCCCAGUGUAAGUUAUAGGACUCUUUACUUAGCUAUGCCUUUUAACUCCUAGUGAAGUUAAGGAUCUCAAUAAUGCAUCUCCCUUUACUCAAAACUACUGUAAGUACUGGGUUCGAUGCGAUUGCAGAGAUUCUGGAAGGGCGUGUUGGGUGGGCUUUCAUUGCAAAACCAUGUAGUCUAAGAAUGUCAAGUUAAUUUGACCUUGGCUAGUCAAUUGGCAAAAUAAACUUAUUGAUUACAAACCUGAAUGCAUGAUCUGAAUCUAUUUCAAUGAACCUAGUCUGAAUCCUGAAGCUCCUUUAAGGACAGGAAGUUAAGAUGGUAGACAAAGUGAAAGUAGAUCAAAAGCAUGUUCUGAAUAUUUGACUAAAUACUGUUUUUCUCUCUUCUAGGGUGGUGCCCCAAGACCACCUCCAAAGCCCAUGGGUUAAUGUCAUGGACCAUCCUAGGGAUCACUAUCAUUUUUAUGUAAACAAAUAAAAGUGAUUUAACUGUACAUCAGAA
Molecule: messenger RNA, 1925 nt
Organism: Coregonus sp. 'balchen'
Lineage: Eukaryota; Metazoa; Chordata; Actinopteri; Salmoniformes; Salmonidae
Source: the annotation of a GenBank genome assembly